GUCGCUGACCAAGCUGGAGCUUCAUGCUUAACCCCGCCCCACAUCCACAUUCAACGGUCACCUGCCCCACCAUGACAUCGACAUGACAUUGUGGGAAAAUCCCAUCACGGGUGUCAAAGCUCGAUAUGGCCCCCAUGCUCCAUACAACGGAUCUGUAACCUACUUGAUCAGGUCAUGACGUUCAGCUAGUCUGUCUGGGCGUAUCUACAGGGCGAAUGAACAGCCACCGGCUCGUCGGUAGUUGUGUAGAGCUGCGGCAUUGAUGCGUGCGUAUUAACGAUGUUAGACCUAUGUCAUCGAUUCGUGCGUCAGAGCGCCAUAGAAAAGUAGGUGCAAUCCUCUGCUCGAUUUACUUGUCAAACACAAUCCACACACUCGUCCUUGCUAUCGUCUUUUUACCACUUUGAUACCACUACUACAUUCCACACAGUACAAGCAGCACGAAAUCCGCCCAAGAUGAUGUCCCAGGCUGCUAUGCAGGCCGAGAAGAUUAUCGGCCAUGGCGGUGAGGCUACCACGGCGCAGAAUGUCACAAAUCCUGGCAACUCCGCAGAGUACGCCGACCCUUCAGGAGAGAAGAUGAAGGCUCUGGUAUGGAUGGGCAAGAACAAGGUCGAGAUGACCGAAUGCCCGAAGCCGAGGGUCAUGGAGCCGCGCGAUGUGAUUGUCAAGGUUACAGGAUCCACAGUCUGCGGCUCUGAUCUGCAUCUGCUCCACGGCACAGUGGUUGAGCUCCAGAAGGGCGACAUCCUCGGACACGAGUUUUGCGGUGUCGUAGACGAGGUUGGCAGUGGAGUAACAAAGUUCGAGAAGGGCCAGCGCGUAGUAGCGUCCUUCCAGAUCGCUUGCGGAGACUGCUUUUACUGCAAGCAGAAGCUGUCUUCGCAGUGCGAGAAGACCAACGACAACACUAUCGAGAACGCCAUGUACGGCGGUCGCACGGCAGGCAUGUUUGGCUACUCCCACUUCACUGGUGGGUUUGCUGGCGGGCAGGCCGAGUACACACGCGUUCCUUACGGCGACGUCAACCUCCUCCCUCUCCCCGAUGAUGUCCCCGACGAGGAGGGUCUCUUCCUCUCCGACGUCCUUUGCACAUCAUGGCACGCGGUUGUCGAUACAGGUGUGAAGAAGGACGAUGUCGUCGCUAUCUGGGGCGCUGGCCCAAUCGGACAAAUGUGUGCGGAAUUCUCCUUGUUGAACGGUGCAAAGAGGGUCAUCAUGAUCGACUCAAACUGGCGUCUGGACUUCAUUAAGAAGAGCUACCCUCACAUCGAAACCAUCGAUUUCUCCAAGCUCGGCAAAGGCGAGUCGGUCACAAGCAAGCUUAGGGAGAUGGUCGAUAACCGCGGUCCCGACGUCUCCAUCGAGUGCGCCGCGGGUGAAUACGCGAAGGGCUGGGCCCACUACUUUGAGAUGAUGCUCGGUCUUGAGACCGAUACAUCCGAGCUCGUCAACGAAAUGAUCACCAGCACAAGAAACUUCGGUAGCUGUGGUAUCACUGGUGUUUACGUCGGUUUCACAAACCACUUCAACAUCGGUUCGCUCAUGGAGCGCGGCAUCCGUCUGAUCGGUAACGGUCAAGCGCCUGUUCACAAGUACUGGGAGUCGCUCCUCAAAAUGAUCCAAGAGAAGCAGAUCCACCCUUCGAAGAUGGUAACGCACCGUGUCAGCCUCGAUGACCUUGAUAAGGUAUAUUACAAGUUCGAGGAGAAGGCCGAUGGUAUGCAGAAGGUGUUCGUGGAGACAAAGUGGUCCUUCCCUGCGUCGGAGAAGUCGCCUCCUCUCACCAGGUACUAGAGGGCACGCUUUAGUACACGCUUGACAACACGAUAACUUGAUACCUAAUGAUACUCUAAUGAAUUUUGUUAAUACCUUAUUUUACAA
Messenger RNA from Boeremia exigua, 1884 nucleotides. Its product is annotated as chaperonin 10-like protein. Gene Ontology annotation, molecular function: zinc ion binding; oxidoreductase activity. Bases 457 to 1797 code for a protein of 446 amino acids. The record is from RefSeq and is a predicted model, not a curated record. Lineage: Eukaryota; Fungi; Ascomycota; Dothideomycetes; Pleosporales; Didymellaceae. The transcript has 3 exons.